Molecule: messenger RNA, 1420 nt
Organism: Oncorhynchus kisutch (coho salmon)
Lineage: Eukaryota; Metazoa; Chordata; Actinopteri; Salmoniformes; Salmonidae
Product: putative C->U-editing enzyme APOBEC-4
Exons: 3
Coding region: 1-1065 (354 amino acids)
Source: RefSeq, a predicted model, not a curated record
AUGGUGCCCCAGCGGCUCAGCGGCAGGGUCAGUGUGAUGAGUGAUCAUCAGGCAGCGUCCAGCUCUCCUGACUGCCCUCAGUGUCCCCAACACAUCCUGACAGGGGCAGAGGCAGCCGUGUCCUACUCCCAGUUCUGUGAAGCAUUUGGCUUUCCCAUGGGGCCCUCGGGGGCCAGGGCCCUGCGGCUGUUCUAUGAGCUAUGGGGCCCCAGUGGGACCUUAGUGCAGAGGGGCCAGGCUAGCAACUGUCUUGCACAAGGUCAACACCCUGAGCCCCUGCUGUUUGACCAUCAGGGCUACUUGUCCUCAGUACUAGAAGUGUGUGAGGAAGUGAGCUACAUCAUACUGUACUGUAACUACACGCCGUGCCAGGAGUGUUCCCAGACCCUGAUCUCCUUCUUGCUGCACUAUCCAUGGGUGCGCCUGGAUCUGCUCUUCUCCCAGCUCUACCACACAGCCCCCAGCCAGACCCACAGUCUGGACAACCAAACAGGCCUCCGCAGCCUGGCUGCCCUCUGGCCUCGACUCACCCUCAGCCCCAUCUCUGGAGCUGCUUGGGGGCAUCUGCUAAGGUGUUUUGUUAGAGAUGUCCCACCGUCGGCCCUACAGCUCCCCCUGCUGCCUGAGAGGGUAGAGGCGGACAGGGUUAAUGCAAUUCAGAUAUCAGCAAUUACAGGCAUAGGCCCUGCCUUUUUGGACCUCCCACUGAGGACAUACACAGAGCCUGUGGAGAGAACCCACACUCCCCAAGCAUUCACCCUGCUCUCUCCCCCACACCUGAACACAUCCAUGCACAUCUCCACACCCCAACCUAGGGUAGUUAAUGCCCCCCUCCCAGCCUAUCUUCACCCUAUCAAUGUGGUCAGACAUGUCAGGAUGCCUCCACCUUGGAGGGGUCAACCCCAAUCUCCUCCCUCUUCCUCUGGGUUCUUCUCCCCCCUGCUCUCUCUGCGGCUGCCUGGGCGUCUGGUGGAGAUAGUGCGGGAGGUAGAGAAGGAAGUGCGAACAGCAGUCAGUCAGUCCCAGCACAGAGACUUGAAAAGAGGAAGAUCCAGAAGAAAAUAGUGCAGGGGAGUCACAACACAAUUCUCAAAAAUGAAACUGUCAUGUGUAUAAUAUUUAACCAACAAUAAUGAAUGGAGUUGAUGCCAGCUGUGUUUUGCAUUGUGUGCUCCGUAUACUCUGUUUGUGUUUGCUGUGAGUGUGUACUUGCCUGAAUACCUGUCUGCCUACCCAUGUAGAUGCACCCUGUUUUGGCACUGCGCUAGAGGCUAGAGGACAGGAUGGUGAGAGGUGGGAGGACUCUGCAUGUGUGCGUGAGUCUGAUGCUCAGAGGGGCACAGGGUCCUGGAGCACACUGGAGAAUACUACACAGACCUACCCCUACCCAGCUCAGCACUGCAGCCUAUAGCCGGACAAA